CCCAAAUCCCAUCGCCUCGCCGCAUUCAACCAUGGCGGAACGACACACUGUCACAUUUCGUUCCUUGUCUGGCUCUGCAGCAUCAGCCACCGAAGAAGACCUCAGGCAGCUCGGCCUCAAGGUCAGGCCCUUCGCGUCCCUCGCCGCCCCCUCCCGCCUCCCCCCUGUGCCCAUUACAUCCGUCCUACUCCCAAAGGUGCCCUUCCAGUCCUUUGCGUCAGUGCCCACACGAGAAGUGGACCUCACAAUGAGUCCGAGCCGAAACGCGUCCUUUCUCACGGCCAGAGGAGGCAACGACAAUCCCAUUGGCAAGGGGCGCCUGGUCAACGCGGGCGUUCCCCCUGCGCCAGCCGCUAGUUUGGCAGUGAGUAUGACGAACAUGAGUGUGGUGUCUGAGGGAGCCGAGGGGGAGGAGGAGAGGAGCCCGGUGGUGGUGGUUCCCCGACUGGCCCUCCCGGCUGGGAGGAAAGCCAAGGUCAAUGACUGGUUCACUCACACAGGUGGGUGUAGGAAAGAAGAAAGGACGACAGACACAGAUGGAUGCACGUGUGAUUCAUGGUCUUCUCCCUUGGCUGGCUUCAGGGCGCAAGCGGUAUGCAACGUUCUCCUUUUCCCUUGUGCUGCCGAGCAUCAGCACUGCACGACAGCCUAUACACGUGGGUGGGGUGGAUGAGCCGCAGACAAUGCUCUCUAACGUCACCAGGCAGGUACACGGCGGAGCGCUCAUACGGGAGACACACACAUGUUCAUAUGGAUAUAUGCAUUCGUCUGUGUGGUGGUCAGAGCAAUGCAGCCCGUGCCCUUGAGGCGGCGGAGUUGAGGCAGACUGAGGAGCGGAAGAAGCUGCUAGAUCUGGAGAGACAAAGGGGAGCAUCUUCCGAUACCAUCCUGGAGAAAGGUGGACUUCGGGAGAGGAAAAGCUCUCCCAUGUGUCUCAUGUCCCGAUUUGUAGAUGUUUUCGACCGGUACCGUGAAUUCCUAUUCCACCAACAGCCGCAGGGUUUCUCCCCCUCCCUCCUGCCUCCCCUGCUCGACUACCGGGACCUCCAGCCGUCCCCCGCGCUCCUCGUGCCGGCAACCGACAGCAGCGGCAGCAGCAGCAGCAGUGCCACCAUGCACACCCUCCCCUCCCUCACAGACAUGGCCGAGCACCGCCGGCAGCGCAAGAGAGGCCGGCACUUCGACUUCAGCCUCAAUGAGAGGGCGGAGCUGCUGCGGGCAAUCCAGUGGUACAACCAGGCGUCAGGUUGGCAGUGGGAGGGGGUGGUGGGGCGGAAUGUGUUCUGCCGGUUUGUGGUGAAUCUGGAGCUGCCUGGUCUUGAGACGAGCGGUCAGCUGUGGAGCGAAUUCAUCGACCGCUUCUUGUGGGUGGCCUGGGUGUUCGACGCUCAUGCGACCAUCAUACAUGUCACGCGGCCACACCUGGUCAUCAUGCAGGUCAGUGACCGAGUGAAUGGGGAGGAGAAUCGAUCUCUGUCUGUCUGUCUGUCUGUCUGUGUCUAUUCCUGAGUCUCUCCCUCUGUGUGCUGUGCUGCCUUUAGAGGGGCCGGUCUGUGCUGACGAAAGCUCAAUUCCUUUCUGUGAUGGCAGAAGUCUUGGGGCACCUCAUGCAGCCGGUAAGUGCAAUGCGCUCCCUCUGCUCGCCCACUCACACACACUCCACAUCUCUCUCUCUCCCUCUCUCCCCUCCCCCCCAUCUCUCUCGACAGAUUCAGUCGAGGAUGGAGUACUUCAUCAGCUACCACCUCAAACGAGCCGUCCAGCGGGUGGCCCCCUCGCUGCUCGCCCGAAGCCCCACCUCCUCACACCCACUCACCGACCACCAGGACUCACACACGCCACAGGGACUGCCACCAGCAGCAGCAAAGGGCAGGAUGGGAGACAGGGAAGGCGGCACAAUCAGGAGGAGAGGCUCACCGAAGGUGUGUGUUCUUGCGUUUCUGUGUGGUCGGCCCUUGUGCUUGGAUGGAUGAGUGUCUUUGCCUGUGUGUGUGUGUGUGUGUGUGUGUCUCAGGACAAGGAGAGCCGUAAGAGGGGGACUAAGGUCAGGAGGGACCCCGAGGGCGACCCCAGGGCGACACAGAGGCCCGACAAACGAAUGGACGCGGCGAGGCACAAAGUUAUGGGGGUCAAGGCCAUCAAAGACGCACCAAAAGCCGGGGCUGACGAUGAGGUACACACAGCCACCCCAUCUCUCGGACCCCUCCCCUCCCAGCCCCAUUGUGUAGUGCGUCUCAUUUGUGCAGACGGUGUCCACAGUGCCGACAGUCCGCAUAUUUCGGCACGUGCGUUACAUGCUGCUAGAGCCGGAGGUGCUCGUCAUGUGUGCCGCCCUCCUGCCAAUCUUCAAGCGGCUCUUUGCCGUCUACACAGCGAUGCCGCCCAAAGAAUCGGGAGGCGCACAGCUGACUGACAGCAAGGCCAGCGGCUGGAGCGAUGCUUCCAUGCUGGGUGGGUGGGUGCGAUGAGCGUUGGGCGUCCACCAGUCGGUUCAUGUGUGUGCGUCUGCAGGUCACAUGACUCAGCGUGAGUUCGUGGUCUUCUGUGUCGACUUCGACAUUAUCCCCCGUCUGUGCCAUCGCAGCCGGGCGGCGGAAAUAUACAACGACUCGCAGUGCCUCACAUUCGUGGAGAGGAGGACAUCAUCGGAUAUCGCUGUCGCGCCCAGGCUACACAGGCGAGCAUGGAGACCACCCUCCCCUCCCCACCCCACACACAUGCACGCAUAAGAUGGUCAUCUGUGUGUGUGUGUGUGUGUGUCUGUGUUUGUUGUCUUAUCAGGUCAGCCACCGACAGCAAUGUGUCUCUGGACUACCUGUCGACACACGCCAUAGAUGAGGAGACACAGAAGGACGACCAGGCAGCAGCAGCAGCAGCAGCGGAUGACGCCAAGACCCCGCCGCCCUCCACGAACCCGCAGCAGAAGAGGUCGUCCAUGGUGAUCACCGGCACACAGCAGCAGGAGGCCCCUCCCGCCCUGCCCACACCACCACAGCCGACUUCCAAAGACAACAAGAAAGCCUUAGGGGCCGCAAAGGUGCUGGCUCCCUUGGCGUACGCGCGUCAGAAUGGAGGAUAUGGACCGACUUUGUGGUGGGUGUGUGGUGCAUGCAGGUGGGGGCUGGCGGCCGACGGCAGACGGGCAAGGACGAGAGGCCACCAGCGGUUGGAAGGGGGGUGGCUGACGCGCCGCCGGGCAAGAAACGGGCUGACGUCAACAAACUGAACAAAGUACGUACAAUUGUGGGGACAGCAGCCACUUGGUCGAUGGAUGGAUGACAUACAUAUCGGCCGGCGUGUGCGUGUGUUCCGACUGCGUGUGCGUGCAGCGGUUUGCGGUGGCGUCUCUGAUGGAGACCGUCCUGAAGAUUGCCUUCCUGUAUCUCCACCACUACAGCACACAGCCACAAAUGGUACACACACAUUCAUGCCUUGCCUACACGGAUGUGUCCACUCAUUGGGUGGGUGGGAUGCUUCAGGCGUCUUCCUCCUAUGUCAAGGUGGUGUGGCUCUACACCUUCCUUCUCUCACGCAUCCACCACGUCAGGCAGCUGCAGCAGCAUCAAGGCGCAGCCAGCGACCCUCGGUCGUCCCGCGCCGGGACGGGCGUGACGGGAUCGGCCGUCAUGGGCAAAAGGGAAGGUCAGUAUGUGUGUAUCGGGAUACAUACGGCAGCAGGGAGACACGAACACCCACAUUCCUCCGGGCGUGUGUGUGUGGUGUGUGUCUGCAGUGAGAAGCCCCAAGCUGCGAGAAGUUGCCAGUCAGCCAGAGAUCUUCGAGGUGAGUACGCUCACACACGACGAGAGACACCAGGACUUCUUCCUUUUGGUGUUUUGCAUUCCUCAGCUGGACGCCCUGGUGACGUCGCUCAUCCGUCAGAAGCUGGCCAUCCAGCCAUCGGCCCGCGACGCCCCCUCCCCCUCAAUCUCUCCCACAGCCUCCUACCUGCCCCUCCUGAAGAGCGCCCGGCCCUCACCCCGCCCACCACCCGACGUCAGCAGCAGCUCAUCCCUCUCCCACCUUCCCCAGCACUUCUCGCUGUCACCAGAGGAGUUUGUGUGGGAGAGACAGGUGGAAGCACGCACCCUCGAGGCACUCAUGGCCAGGGUCAAGCAGAGUGGGGCUGGUGGGGGCGGGGGCGGGGGCGGUGUGUCGCCCGUCAGCCGCAGACAGAAGGGUGGGAGGGGUUCGUCAACUGCGACGGUGGGGGACUUGCGUUUGUUUGUGGGUGUGGUUGGGUCUGGUAUAGAGGGUGCGAUGAACUGCAAGAUGGGGGCGGGUGAGAAGGACGCUGUGCUCAUGCCCCUCGUUGCCGAGAGCUCCACCUGAAUGUGAUGUGAUGCGACUCUGACGUGUGCUGUACUGUGC
Messenger RNA from Vitrella brassicaformis, 4371 nucleotides. Lineage: Eukaryota; Vitrellaceae. The record is from the annotation of a GenBank genome assembly.